Helobdella robusta is the source of this 579-nucleotide messenger RNA. RefSeq lists its product as hypothetical. Gene Ontology annotation, molecular function: DNA-binding transcription factor activity, RNA polymerase II-specific; RNA polymerase II transcription regulatory region sequence-specific DNA binding. The record is from RefSeq and is a predicted model, not a curated record. Gene Ontology annotation, cellular component: nucleus. Gene Ontology annotation, biological process: regulation of cell population proliferation; regulation of transcription by RNA polymerase II; anatomical structure development. Lineage: Eukaryota; Metazoa; Annelida; Clitellata; Rhynchobdellida; Glossiphoniidae. The transcript is spliced from 3 exons. The annotation marks the transcript as partial.
AGUGGCGGUUUGCAGCCCGGCGACCAUUUUUGUUCGGUCCCUGGUCGCCUGUCGCUACUCUCGUCAACGUCUAAGUAUAAGGUUACUGUGGCGGAAGUACAGAGGAGGCUCAGUUCGCCGGAAUGCCUGAACGCUUCGUUGUUGGGGGGUGUUCUAAGGAGAGCCAAAUCUAAAAAUGGCGGUCGAGUCCUUCGCGACAAGCUGGACAAGAUCGGGGUGGCCCUACCAGCUGGAAGGAGAAAAGCCGCUACGAUUACCCUUUUCACGUCACUGGUUGAAGGUUCGUUGCAUAUCUUGAAAGAACUUAUGGAUUUAUUAGCUGAAGAACGAUCCUUCUACAACAAUAACAACAACAACAACAACAACAUCAACAACAACAUCAACAAACAACAACAACAAACUUUAUCGUCGUCGUCAUCGUCGUCGUCGUCGUCGACAUCCCAACUCGAUACAAUCAUUCAAAAGUACCUAACUCACUUCACUUUAAUCACACAUACCUUUGGCAAUACGGCCAUAUAUGCUGUGCUGAAUACGCUACAGACGUAUUUGAACGAGAUGUUGAAAUCAGUUGAAAAACAA